AUGCGGCUGCACCUGCUAGGCAACAGGGACCAAACGUGCCAGACAAUAGGCGAAGAGCGAAUCGUGAGCGCAUUGGGACUCGUUACAUCCAGCCUAUGGGAAGAGGAUUCGAGGAUGCUUUGGGGUUGGAUGAGGAUCCAGAGCAUGACGAUGGUGACGGUGGUGGCGAGGGUGAGGGUGGUGGUGCAGGCAGUCAAGGUCAUCGAGGAGGUUGGGGUCAUGGUGGCAGUGGGUUCGGUUGGGGUUGGGGUGGUAGCGGGGGGUGCGAGUGGGUCUGGGUGGGGAGGAGGAGGUGGUGGUGCUGUUUGGGGAGGAUGUGGUGGUGGUGGUGGGUCUAGUGCGGGAGGGGGUGAUGGUGGUGGUGGGUCUAGUGCGGGAGGGGGUGAUGGUGGAGGUGGAUCGGGAUGGGAAGGUGGUAGUAGUUAUAGAGGACAUGUUACUGGGGUUCAUGGUGGUACCGAUAGCGGAGGGGUUGACGACACUUUAUUAUGUUGUUGUGCUGAGGGUGGGAGUGGAGGCGUCUAG
This is a messenger RNA of Arachis stenosperma, 525 nucleotides long. Its product is annotated as glycine-rich protein DOT1-like. The transcript has a single exon. Lineage: Eukaryota; Viridiplantae; Streptophyta; Magnoliopsida; Fabales; Fabaceae. The coding region runs from base 1 to 525 and encodes 174 amino acids. The record is from RefSeq and is a predicted model, not a curated record.